AUGAGCAACAGGGCGUCAGCUAAUAUCCUUUUCGUAUUUGCUCUGGGCAUUUCGGGCUGCCUUCUUUACUCUGCUGAAUUCAGCAGUUUUAAGAAAAAUGAAACAUUAGGCGGGUUAACGUGCAAUGAGUUCGACACUGUUUUCAGUGCACUUAGUGUACUGAGCAAUAUUCAAUGCGCACUUCAGUGUUCGCUCUAUGGUACGUGCGUUGUUGCAUUCUACAAACCGUCGGAAAUGAAAUGUGUUGGAUGUAAUACGACAUCAAAGGAAAAUAUGGUGACGGAAGAUGAGUAUAUUGGUUAUGUGUUAGAGGUGAAAUGUGAGGCUUCAGGAAAAUGGCAGUCUGCAACGUGCACGAAAGAAAAAUUACCAAGUGAUUGUAAAGAAAUCCUUGAUAAGGAUCCUGAGGCGGAAAGUGGACAAUAUGAGAUAGAACUAUGGAAAUCUGGGAAGAUUCUGACCGUGAAUUGUGACAUGGAAACCGAAGGAGGUGGUUGGACGCUAUUUCAUAGGCGAAUAGACGGGUCAGUGGACUUUUAUCGCAACCUUACAGAGUAUGAGAAUGGUUUUGGGAACGUUGAUGGAGAGCUAUGGAUAGGUAUGAAAAAAUAUUUUAUUCCUUGUUUAAUUGAUAUACAAGAACUAGCUGAACAAGGUUCUACAGAGAUUCGUCUUGACAUGACAAGAAGCGAUGGAACAACAGGUCAUGAAACUUGUCCAGACUUUAUGUUAACAGAAGGAACAAAUUAUACUCUAAAUAUUGGGCCUUGCAUACCAGUUGGAUUCAAGAACAUGACCACUGUCUUUGGUUCUAAUAAUGAAAUGCCAUUUGCAACCUACGACCGUGAUUUCAAUACUACGACUUACAACUGCGCCGAGACGGACCAUGGAGCCUGGUGGUAUCAUUCAUUUUGUACUACUGUCAAUCUAAAUGGAUAUUAUGCGACGCCAGGCACGGUAUGUGAUGUUACAAAUGCCACCAGAG
Ruditapes philippinarum (Manila clam) is the source of this 985-nucleotide messenger RNA. RefSeq names its product ficolin-2-like. The transcript is spliced from 6 exons. The record is from RefSeq and is a predicted model, not a curated record. Lineage: Eukaryota; Metazoa; Mollusca; Bivalvia; Venerida; Veneridae. The annotation marks the transcript as partial.